CCAAGGUAAAUAUCAUUAACUGAAUCUAUAUGUGUAUAUAUAUAUAUAUAACCAAACGCUAGGUAAUCUUCAAGCUUGACAAAAUAAGAAAAAAGUUUAUUCAGCCCGACAAGUGCUCCUCAAAGGUAUCUGACAGAUAGGUUCUCGUUGUCACGUUUGCCACCCGAAGGUUCUAGCCAACUCCGCUUUGAACGAACAAGUGUUCAAAGAGGUUUUCCCAUAGGUCGGAAAAUAGCUUGAUAGUAAUGACUGCUACCUACGCCCAGUCUGGAACACGGCAACAUCUGCGAAAGGUGCAUUAAUCUUCGCAGGAAAACACUUUCUUUGGUGUGCACGCUUCUGUCCUACCUCUAGUAGGGUCCAACGGUAUUCAAUUUACCUUGCCACCGCUUGAUAUUUACCUUAUCUAUGGCCCUAAUUUUCCGUUUGAAUGAUAUUUUAUCGAGAAGAUCGCGUGGCGAAGCGUACGGAAAACGAACGGGCGGUUCCAUAAGGUCCACGAUGAGCGACGCUGGGGUGUCGGUGUGUUAGCUUAUAGUAGGCCACGGUUUUAGUCUUGACCUUGUCAGAAUGUCUACUAAUACGUAUCACAUUAUAUACGGGAAACAAAUGGGUCAAUAUGCAUUCGUCUGUACUUGUUUUUAAAGUUGAGCUUCCGGCACUUUAUGACACAUUUGUCAUAUGAUGUACUUUGUCCGAUACGCAUAGGGAACACUGAUAGUCACCUCAUACAAGGCUUAACGAAUUCUUGUUUGUAUAAAAAAAUAAAUGUUCUUGAACCUCCUAUAAUGUACUUUAUCUUGAUGUACAGUGGGUCAAUUUAGGUGUGCUUACCUAUUUUCGGUAGGUCGUCAACUUUUGCUAUGAUGACAAAAGAUGAGAACAAUAUGUUUAAUAUUAAAUGAACCGAAACAUUGAUACGAGUAAAACAAUCUUAACCGAUCAUAAUCUAUAAGAAUACCUUUUCGUUUCAAUGUCCCUCUCGGUAAUACUCCCUAUUUCUGGUAGUAAUAGAAGGUAUAUAGAAUAUAAUAGAUAACAGGGGCCGAACUGCCGCGGCUAGGAAUCCUCGCUACUUCUUAAUGUGCAGUCGAAUAUGAAUUUGCGUAAAAAAAUUGUUGUUUUCAUAUGUGUUUUGCCCCACGCUAACGCCGCUCUACGUACGAUCUGCAAUAAAGUUCUUCAUAUUGAGAUUAUUAGCAUUAGCUUUAUUAUUAUUGCAAAUCAUUGAGUGUAGGGAAUGUAAACUUAACAAUGGAAAUAUCUUCCGUGAUUAACUUAACCAGCUCAAGUAGGUUAGAAUCGAAUGAACUUGUUAGUUUCACACGCUCCAAAAUUAGGGGGGCGGAAAUUGCCGUCACAUAAAAUGUGCUAGUGAAGCGCUGCGGCAGCCACAGACCCGUUUAUGAUGCAGUCAACCACUGGGCAAAAUCGGGCCAAACGACGGCCGGCGGGUUCGAGCCGCUGGGUGUUCAGACUCACACGCCGGGAGAACGUCAUAGUUUUGGCAGGCUCAACCUCUCUCGACGGGCGCUUUAGCUGAUGACCCUCUAGAAACAAUGCACCGGUCAAAUGCUUUGUUUCAAUGAAUUAACAGCACUCUCCUCGAAGGUCUCAACAACUACAAGCAGCAACAGUGCUAUGUGACGUCGGCAACAAUAGCGACGUCAGCUAAAAAAGAACGAACCGGCUUAGGGGGAAUAUACCGUAAGCUCGUAGAUGUUAGUAAAUUUGUAUGUAAUAAUAAUGAAAAUUCUAGUUAUGUUUACACAGCGACGUUCAGCAAUAACGUGGCACUAAUUUAGUGAAAGAUCGUCGCGUGGGAAGCACACGCGGUCAAGUAUGCGUGUUACGCAUACCUGACCGCGUGAAGAGGCACCCUACCAGGUUCUGUUGAUAGCGCAAUGAUUUUCGCUUGGUAAUUGCUUCACCUUGCGUGCUAGCAUUAGCGAAACGGUAUUUUGCACAGUGUGCUAUUAUCUCACUCUAGAGUAGACUGAUGGUUUCUGUCUUUUACUACACAUGUGGCUAUUUGUUGAGCGUUAAUGUUUGUGCCCUCUCUCCGCGAUAUCAGCUAGCCACCAAACAGGACAUCACUUUCGACCUGAGACAGGGUCCUGCUUCAAACUGUGUUGCGCCGAGUGUCGAACUACGACUUGGUGUUCCAUUUUGUGAUUCGCUACGUCGGAGACGUCUAUUGGCGUUUCUAUUGACGAUUCUUUCGACGACGAUGUGUUCGUCAACUAGGGAUAUACGACACUAAUAGUAUUCAGUGUGUUACCGCAGAUCUUGGAUUUUCCAUAGGCCCGUGUAUUGCCGAUUGCGGUCAGAUUGAGGGAUAUGUCGGCUGAACUGGUGUGCAUGUGUGCUCAUACGUAGUUGUUUAUUACAUAUCAUAAUUUGAGGGGGGGGGGAGUGAAAAAAAACCCACGUCAGGUUGCAAAUAUAUUAUUAGGAAAACAAUGAGUUCCCGAAGCAAUCGUUACCAUUCGCCAGCGCGGUCGAAUUAUGGCAGUAAUUCGACGUACCUGACCCCACUGUCAUUGUGCGGACUGUCCCCUUCGUCGUACGGCGUCUCAACGGGAUAUUCUUCACGAUCACGUCUAUACAGUCCUUCAUCCUUCUACACGCCGAGUUUAUUGUCAAGUUCGAGCUACUCAGCUUCAUACAAAAGUCCCUACAGAGAUGUAAUAUGGUCGUCGUAUUAUACGAGUUCUCCCCGAACCAACUGGUACGAAGCGUAUAAACCGACAAUUCGACAACGACCAAGUUGUUUGUCAUCAAGACGAUCAAGCGCCAUUGAUACAUCACCACGUCAGUCAACGAAAACCGAUCAAAACGUAACUACGCAUGGCACAAUCAAUCGACAAAGGAAGACGGUAAAGUUUGUAGAGCCUAAACGAAAGGAUUCUGUACCGCUGGAUCUUGAGAAGAUUCGGAGGCUUAGCGAUGCUUUCUUCGACGAUCGAAACAAUGUCGAGACUGCCUGUGCACACUCCCCCGAAAGACUGCCUGUGACGAACGUGGAUAACGAGAAAGAAACCAAAAAGGGCGCUAGCAUAGGUGUCCCGGUAUGCGAUACCGAGGCAAAUAGACCCAAUGAAGAACGCCAGGAACGGCAGCCUCGAGCGAGGAGAAGGUCCCGAGAUACGUCAGGCCAAGACAAAAAAGCAAAGAGGGUGUCAAUGGAGAUCUCAGACAUUAUCAGCGAAGAGGAAGUUCAAAAGCUAAAAGCAAAAGAUAGUAUCACAUCAGUAGAACCGCUACCGCCGCCGCCUACGUUUAUUUCAGUGCAGCUGGCAGAUAACAAUUGUCAAAUCGUCAUGGAUUUUACCAAAGAUCUUGUUCAUGUCGAACAAGGAAAACCAUUUUCAACGACAGAGGUUGUCGUUGACAUACCCAGACGUACCAGCCCACCUGCUCGCACAGAAUCCGAAGUAGUCGUGCAAAAAGUAGGUGCUGUCGAGGUACCGAAACAGGAGAAGGUAUUUCCAGCGGAAGUGCAGCUAGAAAAGGACAUAAAACAACACGAACGACCUGAGUUUUUGGCAGAUAAUGGUUCUCUAUGCGAUACAGCGCACACAAAAAAUAAACAAGAAAUAUCACCGUCGCUAGAUGGGAUUUGUGUACUGGAGCCUCUUAGUUGUUGUACAGUAGAUGCAUCGAUAUCUAAUGUUUCGGCAUGUCCAACAUAUGGUCAAGUAACUGGGUCAGUUUCAGAUGGUCCGAGCAGUUCACAUCAAAUUGAAGCCUCGAAGGCAUCUGAUGUUCUAAAGUUUGCAGGGUCGAAUGUUAGUGAGCAACAGAAAAGUAAGUGUCAAGCAGCCGGCAAGGGUACUCCAGUUCAAUUAUUAGCUGAGAGCGAUGAUGCUAAGAAAAAGUUCAACCAAACAAAAGCUGUUGCUGAUGGUGGUUCAGGCAUUAAGAUCGAACAGAAGAAGGAUUCUAAGGUAGAUGCAGCAAAACCAUGCGCAGAACCGGCAAAGGAACAUUCGCCCGACCCUCUAGUGCAGAGUGAUAUAAAUUUGCAACAAAGUGCUAAGGCUGGUUCGAAGGAAAGACUUAACAACCACAAAAUUGCCGAUGAACAACAGCCUAAAAAAGAUAAGGUUCCAACCGUUCCCUUACGUUUUGGUCAAACGAAAAUCGACAGCGUAAAUGAAGCUCUCACAUUAAAUGAGGAGCUAACCCUGCAGCAGGAGGAAGUCGCACAUUCUCAGCAAGCUAAUAAGUCUAAAGCGACCACAACGCAUCAAUCGGUCUUGAAAGUAAUUGAAGCUACAGAUGCUGUACCGUCACAAAAAGUUAAGGCCGAGAAGUCGGACAAAUUCGAGCUGACUAAAACUGUUUAUCUCGUAAUGAAGGAAAACGCAAAACCACAAGGGACGAUCGCCAUAGAUACAUCUGGGAGAACUGAGAAGGUUAGCAAAAUUCUAAAGCAAGCGCCAAAAUUCAAAAACAACAACGAAACACAAGGUAUCCCGGCGGAGGUUGCAGAUGAUACGAAUGAAGAAAAAGAUUCUGGAGCAAAACGUGUCGAUCAGAGGACGAAUAUUAUACAAACUAGUCUCGGUAAACCAGAGGUAGCUGCCGAGCAGACGACAGCCUUUCCACAAAUAGAACCCAAUACGAGCCAUGGAAACGAUCAUAUAGGCCAAAGCAAUAUUGUUUUAGCAGAUCCACCUGAAACAACAAACAAGAUCCUAAUAAAGCAGAUCGGAAUCGAUAAAAGCUUGCAGAAAACCAAAAAGACCAAGACUCCCAAAGGCAUCGAAUCAACGACGAAAAUCAGCUGCUCAACCCAGGUUCAACCUCAACCGAGAAUCGACACUGAACCCAGAAAGGAGUGUGAGCAAACUAUAUCUGAGGCAAAAGCGCACCUUGAAAAGAAACCCAAGCAAGAGAAAGUACAAGAGGUAACAACUAAUAAAAAAGAGAACCGUGCGAAAGGUAAUCUGGACAAAGAUAAGGAUAAAAUCAAAGAACAGGAAGAAACCAAGGUCGAAAAUACGACGAAUGAUUUGGGAAAGAUUGCUGUCAUGACGGACAAGAAGCCAUUUGGGGUUACCAAAGAACACAAUAGCUAUGUUGAAACGGCAGCAGGUAAAGAGAAACUUAUCGAUACGGCAUCCGAUAAUAGAGCGGACCACAUCCGCAAGAAUGGCGAAAAAGAAACUGCAAAUACAAAGGUAAAGAACGGCAAAGGAUUUGUAGACGGAUACAAACGAAAACAUACCAAUGCUAAAGAGUUGGGUCAACAACUAUUAGAAGGAAAGGCCAAUACUGAGAACCAUAUAGAAGAAUCUAAAGAGGCUAAACCUAAUAAAAAUGAAAAGAGAGUCACCAAUCCAGAGUUGAAAUUCGCCGAAAAGAAUAAAAGCAAAAUAGAAAAUUGCAUUGCGGCGAGCAGGGCGAAAUCAGUGCUAACGGAGUUCGCAAAGAAGGACCAGGAAGAAAAGAAACUUACGGAUCAGUCAGAGCGAGGUAAAUCUGUUGAUGACUUAGGUCAACUACACGCGAAGGAAACACCUGACGAUAAUACACAAGAGAUGAUUGCUAGUAAAAUUAAAUCACAGAUAAAUGUCUCCGGAAAUAGGUGUACAAAUAGCACCGGCCAGAUUUCAAACACAUGUAGUAGACGAUUAACAGAACUUAAACUUAAGCAAGAAAAUUUGAACGAUCAGAAAAAGACAAAUAUAUCCGUUCAGACAACGGAAGUUCAGGCGCAGCAGAAAAAAGAGCUAACGAAAAUUGAUAAAAAACUUUCUAACGUCUCAGAGAAGCCGUCCGCGUCUUACAUCAAAACUAUCGCUGGACCAACAUCUGCCGGACAAGCUCACAAGGAAACCGAUACACCUACAAAACGCAAGCAGAAGCAGAAAGAAGAGCACCAAAAUCGAAAGCAUGCGGACGUGGUAAAUCAAAAACCUAGAGUAAAAACUGGAGCAUAUGAAACUGAGACAAAGCAUUCUGACGUCGGUACACGUGAGCAGCUCGAUGCUAACAAAGCCUCUAAAUUUAGUAAGCAAAAGGAGGCUUUGGAGUUACCUGAACAAGGACCAGUUGAGAAGAUCGCCGUUCUGAAAGGCCGAGAAAAAUUUGAACCUGGCAACAAAACAGAUGAGACAAUAAAACAAUCGACUGAUAAGAAAAUUUACGCACCAUUCCCGAUUGUUCUAGACGAGAAGAGGAAGAGACAGAAGAGCGCACAAGAUCAAAAGCAGGCCAACACUUUUACGACUGACAACGAAGAAACACUAAAAUUUUCCGAUAAAAAUAUCCAAGCCAAAAUACAGGCUAAAGCUGAGAUUCCUACUACAAUAGAAGUAAAUGAAGAUAAACGACACAAGGAAGAACGGGCACCACCGAAUAUGCCAGAAAAACCAUUCAUGAAAACAAAAGAUGAAAUAUUUAGGGAAAAAGAUUUAGAACGGAAAAUAGCGUUUAUUCAACAGUUAGAGAUCCAGCAUUCGGCUAGCUCGAUCUGUUUGUCAUCAACAGGUGGAACUGCGGGCAUAGUUGAGUCCAAGAGUAAGUGCUCGCUUGAAAUGCUGAGAAAACCACCGAACAAAUCUGAAGAAUUGGGCGAAACACGUGUGGUUGUUCCAGAGCAAAGAAUUACCAAAAAGCACAACGACGUAGAGGCAAAACGAGCUGAAGAGCAAGUAGCACGCGAGGAUUCUCAGCACCAUGUAAACAUAACGCAGGUGCUACCGGUGUCACAGGACAAUCCGAAGGCACGGAAAAACAUGCCGCCUCCCUCCUUAGAUCUCAGAACGGCGGAAGCUCCAUCAGAGGUGUUACAUAAUGAUAUAACCAUUGCCAAUAGAGCUGUUUAUCACGUAGUUGAAAAAAUUACUACUAGUGGUCAAAGCAGUCGCAAAGAGAUCAUGUAUCAGAAUGGCAUGAGCGAGCCGAUGAAAGCGCUAGACGAAAGUACGAUUGUAUCCAAACCACCAAAGUCGGGUUUCGUUAAAGAAGUUCCAAAUUCCCUUAAGCUUUCGACGUUGCAAGAGGAGCGACCAGCGUCAACAUCUGUGUCCGGCGAGCAGCAAACUAUGGUUGAAGCCCGACUUAUCACAGGUCACAAAAGCGAAAGAACGGUGCUUGAAUGUCGUGCCACUGACGAGAUCUGUCACUUAAGGACAACUGAACAACAGGCCCUCAUUCGAUUCAGAAAGUAUUCAUUGUUAGACUUCAACCUGCUUAAGGUGCUCGGUAAAGGAAGCUUUGGCAAGGUGUUUCUAGUUGAACUUCGGGAUGUUGCGAUUUACUUUGCGAUGAAGUGCCUGAAGAAGGAUGUCGUCCUCGAAGACGAUGAUGUUGAAUGCACUUUAAUCGAGCGGCAAGUUUUGUCAUUGGGCUCGCAUAAUCCGUUCGUGUGCAAGCUUUUUUGUACGUUCCAAACAGAUUCGCAUCUAUUUUUCGUCAUGGAGUUUCUACGAGGUGGCGAUCUAAUGUUCCAUGUACAAAACGAGGGCAGCUUCACCGAGGAAAGGGCGAGAUUUUACGGUGCUGAGAUCGUAUGUGCCCUUAAAUUCUUGCAUAGGCGUGGCAUUGUCUAUCGAGAUCUAAAAUUGGACAAUGUGUGCUUGGAUGGCGAUGGCCACAUUCGACUGAUCGACUUCGGGAUGUGUGUACUUCGCGUGUACCACUAUGAGCCAACGGCGUUCUGCGGAACCCCUGAGUACAUGGCUCCUGAGGUGAUUGAGGGAAGGCAGUAUAGUUACCCGGUGGAUUGGUGGUCGUUUGGUGUAGUGAUGUAUGAGAUGCUACGGGGCCGCUCUCCGUAUACGGGCUGUGAUGAGGAGGAGUUGUUUUGGAACGUUAUGAACACUGAAGUCGAGUAUCCCAAGUACUUCAGUAGAGAAGCUAAGAAUCUUAUUCAAAAUUUGCUGCAAAGGGAUCCCGAAAAUCGUUUAGGAACUCCGGAGUGUGGACGAGGAGAUAUCCGCGAUCACCCUUUUUUCGACGGAAUUAACUGGAGUCAAGUUGAGAGAAAACAACUUACGCCCCAUUUCAAACCGUUUAUUCAUGGAGCGAGUGAUGUUUCGAACUUUGACGAGGAUUUUACACGGGAACCAGCCGUUUUAACCCCUAUAGAAGACGAUGUAUUAGCCGCUAUGGAUCAGAACAUCUUUAAGGAAUUCAGCUACACGAAUCCUAACAUGACAUCAUAGAAGUGCAGAAUAGUCUUUGAUCUGACCGUCACUGAAUGAGGCACUACGGCUUGAUGUUUGGGUUGAAACAGAAACAGGACAAUAUGUGAAGUCAUUUUUAAUGUCCUAGUGAUGUACCACUAGAAACUUCGUGAAGCUUUGUAUGACGUGAUGGUAUUUGAAUUCAUAUUUGCUUAGAAUGUAUCGGCAAUCACGAACCGUACCAUAGCUUGCUUGGGUUCAUCAUUGAAAUAGUAGAAAAAAUAACCGCAUACUUAAUUGACUUAUUUUUUUUCCCGAACCUUGUUUUCAUUGGUAUCAGAGGUAACUUGAAAACAAAACCUUCGAUCCCUAUUUUACCCAACAGGCAUAUGCUUACUUAGGAAAAGCUACAAGACAACAAACAGUUUCCUACUGCGGCUGUUAAUCUUUGGGUGAGACUUAGUAUGAUACACGUGGUUAGGAAACGAUACUCGACCUGUGUUUAGGAUACCUAUACAAUUAUACCACAUUAGAGUACCCGAGUUCUGUGUUGUAUUCAAACGGCCGUUACAGAUCGUCAUAUAUCAAAUUAUAUUUCGAGUACGUACCGUGCCCCGUCAAUGGUUUUUUAUUGUAAAAAUUUGCUACUAUCGAACUGAUUUUUAGGCCCUUUGGGCGGCAUUUAUCGAACGUCGUAGUGUAGCGUCUCAAGCAUGAUGUAAAAACGGCUUAAAGCGGGGCGAUAUAUGGUAUCCCUCUGUGCAUUUUGGAGUAGACGGCGUCGGUAAUGUAAGUUCUCUUUAAUUAAUUUAACUUUUGCUACAAACUGAUUGUAUUUCGCAGAAAGUUUUUAUCGGAUCCGCUGUAAGUAACAUGUAAACUAUAUGCCGCGUCCGAUAUUUAGUAAGUAACUACAAAAAAACGGUAGAUUAGAUAUUCUAUUUAUAUUAGUUUUAUUAACUGAAAAUACCGCAUGUGUCAUACCCUUAAAGUUCAGUUGUAAUAACACAUUUUUAUUAUUAACGACUUUUCAUCAAUUUGAGUUUUUUUGUAAAUUCUUUCUUGUAUUUUUUCGCCUCUUAUUUCGUAUGUGGUCUUUAGGACAACACCAGAAGAGUUUUGAUGGUGAAAUGCGCAUACUUUAUUGUUUAUUUCAUUGUUCUUUAUGGCGUUAUUUUCCGGUAGUACUUAACGUUUUUCAAGAAGGUUCGAACCUGGAAUGGCGCCCGGAUAUUUGCCUUAGUUAUGUGCUUUAUUUGUUUGGUUGUCAAAGUACUUCGUUCAUUUGUUUCCAUAUAUAAAUCUGUGUUUCGACAGCUUUCACACAUUGAAAUCACCACUAAAUCACAUGUUUUUUUUUCCAGUUUAACCGUUUCCUUAAUCUGUCCUGGAUCGGUUAUAUCUUUCUUUUGAAUUCGACUCUCACACAACUCUCCAUUGUUCCUGUGCCUUCCUAUUUCUUUGCAGUGCUUAAUGCUCUUUCUUAAAAUUUUAUUUUAUCUUUUUUCGGUCGAUCGUGUGCUACUUUCUGUUGACUGCAGGUCUGCCUUGCACUAUUUGCUUGCGUUUAUGGGCGCACGUAUAGACGUUCGCGCCAUUCGACGUUAUGAAGGUGUUUUGUCUUCUGUCUGUCGUCUAUUUUGCUACAUAAUAGUUACUAAAGUGGUCCCUUUGAUUUCUUGGUUAUUAAUUGUCAUCCCUCAUGAAGAUUUUUCAAUACGUUGCUAUAGUGACGUUCUUUCGACCCAGCGGGAUGCAUUUCUUAUCCUCGGGUGUAUGCCUGUUACUCACAGGCAUAGCUUGGGCUCGUAGCAACUUCAUCUGUUUCUUUUUUUAACACUUGAUCGAGUUUAUGUUAUGUAAAAAUACCGAUAUCAGUUGUACCUAAGUAAUACUAAAUGCGAGUAUCAUUCACGGCGUGGAGCGGGCUCGAAAAACAUGGCCGACACUAGGGAAGAUUACGAAACGGAAAGGCAGUAACUACAAUUUGAAGCUUGAUCAAGGUCAGCCUAAUCAAAGUGGGUAAAGCCUAAAACGUAAGUUAGUCCUUCUCCGUAGUGUUUGGGAUGCCGAAAAACGAUAGACACAAUUCAAAUGUACGACUGCCUUACGGGUACUCGGAUGUGUCCUGCAAUGACAAUUGCUGUUAGCCGUCGACCAUUCGGUGAACGUUAUUAUUAUCCAGGAUGCAACUUUACGAGAAAUAUAGCCUUGCCCGUUGCUCACUGAGCUCGAUCAGAUAAUUAAAUAGUAACAAAGCGACAUAACAAAAACGAUCGCGUGUCUCAGUGGCUGCGGCGUUCAGACCGAGGUCUGCUGUAUAUAUGCUAAGGGAAGUCGAACAUUACACUAAAUAAUCCGUGCUGCUAGAUGAUCAGUGUUCACUGUGAUUCUUGUAUAUGUCUGAUAAUAGUCUGUAUGGAUAUAAAUAAAAUCUGUGCUUACUAAAUUAAUUACGAUUGAUCGCAGUGUUGAGUAUUUAUAACAUUGUUAUUAGCAGUGUGUGUAUUGCCCUAGUACUAUUCUUAUAACGCCAAUGUGUUUUUAUGCUUAUUUAUUAAUCUGCAGUAAAAAUAUCAGAAAAUGUUUCUGUUUUUUUUUUUUUUUUUCGUAGAUAUUUCUAACUCAGCGGGAUCUUUUCACGAGUUUACCGUUCGUAUAAUAUGAUGAUACCGCUUAAAGACAAGAGUCAACAAUAAUCACUGUACUUAAAGCUUCGGGUACUGAUAAAUCGCCUCUGUCCAGACUGUUACUAUUAUUGCCAUGGCUUACGUGCGAAGUUAUUACACACAGUCAAUCACUUUGAUCGGAAGGCGAUAGAAAUUACGCUGUUAUUCAGCCAGGUUGCCUUGCAAUCGGCCCGGGGUGGUCCUACAAUCAUUUUCACAAAACGUGCUUUCGUGACCUAGUUCUAGUUCGGCUAACCGAAUUCGCUGGGAGUACUUGUACCUAAUUAUAGCUCUAGUCAAAUGAAACCCACUCGACAUGUAUUCGGUACGCUGAUUAGGUUCAACCGCACGACUUUUCUGACUCAGUUUCGGAUUAUACGGCUAGUGAACGAAAAUCUCUGAUCAUUUAUAAAUAGCCAUAUUGGUUCCUACCUAUUGAUUCAAUAUUGUGGAGUUUAUGCUGCUGGUUACGUGUGUUGUCUACGUAAUCGUCGUCCAAAAACGUUUCUAUAUAUAUCUAUACAUAUAUCGAUUUAAUGGUCUCUUUUCUUGACGCUCUUUAUGAUAUAAUAAAAUCUAGAAAUAUUAAUAAAACAUUAAUCGUUAUAACAGCGCUGCUCUCCCAAUUUUAAUUUCGUUUUUAGCUCUUUCUCUGCUUUUCUUGUUUUCAAGUGACUAUAUAUAUAUGUAUGUAUAAACGCAGUAUGUUUGCAACAUCGUGGGUUUGGCUUUUCCUGUUUUUAAUCCUGUUUUUCUCAAACUCUUUUUAAGCUCUUAUGUUUAUGUGCUCAAACAUUUUUAAGCGUCGUUUCUUAUUUUUUAUUAGUAUUAAUCGAUUUGUCUAAUAUCGUUUGCUGCUGGCGCUUGUCAACGUCUUUUCUUUUCGAAACAAAUCCACGACGUUAGCCAUCUCCUCCAAAAAAGUUUUAUAAAAGAACUUUAAGUAGAGCACAUCAAGUGGCUACAUUAAGUGGCAGUGUUCAUUGGCCAGGGUAGCCGCGAAUCUUCUUUAAUACCCAAUGGUGAACAAUUAUUGGCCGGGUAUCGGGCUAAUAUGUACGGGUGUCACUGAAACGUUGGUCAGCAAUGGUAUCCACCUAUUUUUCCAUAUUUUUCAUGGGUCAAACCAACGAUUGUGAUUUGACCAUUUUUUUCAUUUCAUACGGCUAGUAAAGAGGUACCAAUUGAUACUUGGUGACACUUCACAGAACCUCACACCUUAGGUGCACCUAGGCUAUUAAUCAUUAGAUGAAAUAUAUAGAUAUAUAUAUAUAUAUAUAUAGAUAUAUAUAUAUCUACAUCAUUUUCGGACAGCCCGUGUAGGGACAGGCGGAUUCCUCAAGCUUACGUUAACAAGCGCUUUUCAAACACAUCUAUUACAGAAUGACUAGGAUUUGGUAGGUGAUUAAGAGAGGUCUCGGUUUCUUAAAGACCAUCUCUUUUAUUUUGUGCUCAUUCUGCUGCAAUGCUUGGUGUAACAACAGAUCUGCGCUUUACAAAGCCAAAUAGCAAGCAAUGUCUCAGGACAUAUUCCAAGUUCCUAGAAUGAUUCGGUGUAACUGACAACAAACAAAAAUCUUUUAAUGUCAAAAGUACAUAUGUGCGGUAUUUUUCAUAUUACAUAUGAGAAUUUUGUUUGUUUUUUUGUUAUAUCUUGUAAAACAUUACUCUUAUGUUAAAUGUAUCGGAAAAAAAUCUUAUCUGAUUGCCUUAGCCAGGCGUGUUGCCAGGUACAGUCUCCGUCCAGGCCGAUCUCAUGGAGUUUAGAUCCAUAAUAUGGUAACAACUCUAUUAUGUGAUAGAGUGAUGGCUUGUCAUGAUACAUUCAUGUGGACUUUCACACAAACCUUUCCCUAUAUAUAAUUUCACUUAGGCUCGAAUUAUAUAGCGGUAGUGAUGUCAUGUAAAAAUUAAAAAGCAGUGCAAAGGUCCUGUAGCCCGUUAGAAUAUUUUGUGUUCCUGUUUAUUGCUAUGCUGAUAUUGUGUGCUUAUCAGUCGUGUGCAUACCCGUCCAGGACGCGAGAAUUAGUUAUCUGUAGAAACGAAAGUUCCCUGUUGUACAAUUCAUUGAUAAACCCCCAGUAUAAUAAUUUAUUGCAAUGUAAUGAAUAGGGGUAAUCGGUGUAACCAAUUCAGUGGGUAUGGCAUUUCGCUUUUCCCAAUUACUCAAUGGCGUAGGUGUGGAUGAAGUAUGUCGUAGAACUACCCGCUGAAAAACACACAUCUCGUCACUGUUUGACUGCUCGCUUUUUCUCACGUAUUCUCUGUAAGCAGUAUGAGCAGCAAUUGCGGCAAACGGGACUGUUUUUUUUUUUUUUUGUUUAAU
Molecule: messenger RNA, 13136 nt
Organism: Varroa destructor (honeybee mite)
Lineage: Eukaryota; Metazoa; Arthropoda; Arachnida; Mesostigmata; Varroidae
Biological process (GO): peptidyl-serine phosphorylation; intracellular signal transduction
Molecular function (GO): ATP binding; protein serine/threonine kinase activity
Source: RefSeq, a predicted model, not a curated record